UUUAAGGCGCUGCGCUGGGGCGGCGGGUUUCCACGCUGCUGUGGCUCCGGACAGGGCGGUGUGGACUCGGGCUGCUGCUUCACGUUAUUCUUUACAGACAUCGGGAAAGGAGAACAGUUUCGUAAGACUCUACUCGUCCACAGUCGUGACCUCCUCCUCCUCCUGUGUGCUGAAAGCGCUCCGCCGCACACAUACCGAUUAUCACGUGGGUCUAUCGUCUCCACGAAAGAGGAGAAAAGUCGACGCCGUGGCAGUUAAAAAAACUCUGCUCCACCACCAGAGUACCCCAUCUGCUGAGCGCUCUGUGUCCAGGCUUUAACUAGCUGUAAAUAUGUCGGCGAAAAUGGCAUCUUUGGUCCUAGAAGACGGAACCACGUUUAAAGGCCGCCUGUUCGGGGCCAGUGCCUCGGUAUCUGGUGAAGUUGUUUUCCAGACAGGAAUGGUUGGCUAUCCAGAAGCACUUACUGACCCUUCAUAUAAAUCUCAGAUAUUGACUUUAACCUACCCACUAAUCGGGAACUAUGGUGUGCCCAGUGACGAGGAUGGUGAAUUUGGCAUCAGCAAGUGGUUUGAGUCUUCUAGGAUCCACGCCACUGCGCUUAUUGUUGGUGAACUUUCUCAGAAUCCCAGUCAUUGGAGUUCAGUCAAAUCUCUAGAUCAGUGGCUCAAAGAGCAAGGCAUCCCAGGACUAGAGGGAGUUGACACCCGUUGUUUGACUAAGAAGAUCAGAGAAAAGGGAACCAUGCUUGGAAAACUUGUGGUUGAAGGGACACCUGCGGAGAACAUCCUGUUUGACAAUCCUGACAGUCGGAACUUGGUGAAAGAAGUGUCCGUAAAAAAGCCCAGGGUUUACAAUCCAGAUGGUAAUUUAAGGAUCCUAGCAGUGGACUGUGGUAUUAAGUACAAUCAGAUCCGCUGCCUAUGCCAGCGAGGUGCGCAGGUCACAUUGGUGCCCUGGGAUUACCCUCUGGAUGUUUGUGAUUUUGAUGGGUUGUUUAUAAGUAAUGGGCCUGGCGACCCGCAGCACUGCAAGAAGACCAUUGAAAACUUGCGAAAGAUUGUUUGUGUGGAGAAUCCCAAACCUGUGUUUGGAAUUUGUUUAGGCCAUCAGCUGCUUUCACUGGUCAUCGGAGCAGAGACGUACAAGAUGAAGUAUGGAAAUCGAGGCCAUAACCAGCCAUGCGUUCAUAAGGGGACCGGGCGCUGUUUCAUCACAUCUCAGAACCAUGGCUUUGCGGUUGACCCCAAGACCCUCCCAAAGGACUGGGAUGUGCUUUUUACCAAUUCAAAUGAUCACACCAGUGAGGGCAUCAUACACCACCAUAAACCUCUCUUCAGUGUGCAGUUUCAUCCAGAGCACAUGGCAGGGCCCGCUGACUUGGUCAGCCUUUUUGAUGUUUUUCUAGAUGCUGUCAGAGACUUCAAAAUGGGAACAGCCAAUAAGUCAGUAAAAGAAAGGCUGACCAGACAUCUUGCCUUCCAUAAAUCUCCUAAGUCAGAGGAGUUUGUGCGGCCACGCAAGGUGCUGAUUCUUGGCUCUGGAGGGCUCUCCAUUGGACAGGCUGGAGAGUUUGAUUACUCUGGCUCUCAAGCUAUUAAAGCACUUAAAGAGGAGAACAUCCAAACUAUUCUCAUCAACCCUAACAUUGCCACAGUACAGACCUCUAAAGGGCUAGCUGACAAGGUCUACUUCUUGCCCAUUACCCCAGAAUACGUCACACAGGUGAUAAAGAAUGAGCGCCCUGAUGGGGUGUUGCUAACAUUUGGUGGUCAGACGGCUCUAAACUGUGGAGUGGAGCUAACCAAGCAGGGUGUGCUGGAGAAAUACAAUGUGAGAGUACUGGGAACACAAGUUUCCUCCAUCGAGAUGACUGAGGACAGGAAGAUCUUUGUAGAGAAGAUGGAGGAGAUUAAUGAGCAUGUGGCCCCCAGUGAGGCAGCCAUGUCUGUUGAACAGGCAGUAGCUGCAGCUGAGCGUCUCGGCUAUCCGGUGCUUAUUCGCUCAGCUUUUGCACUUGGUGGAUUGGGCUCAGGUUUUGCAAACAGCAAAGAAGAGCUGAUCACAUUAGUCACACAAUCAUUUGCUCACACGUCCCAAGUGCUGGUGGAUAAAUCGCUUAAGGGCUGGAAGGAAAUAGAGUAUGAAGUGGUGCGCGAUGCUUUUGACAACUGCAUCACGGUUUGUAACAUGGAGAACAUUGACCCAUUGGGAAUUCAUACUGGAGAGUCUAUAGUUGUGGCUCCUAGUCAGACACUGAAUGACUAUGAGUAUAACAUGUUGAGAAACACUGCCAUCAAAGUUAUCCGACACCUGGGAAUUGUCGGCGAGUGCAACAUCCAAUAUGCUCUCAAUCCAGAAUCAGAACAGUACUACAUCAUUGAGGUAAACGCUCGUCUCUCUCGGAGCUCCGCUCUGGCCAGUAAAGCCACUGGUUAUCCUUUAGCCUAUGUGGCGGCUAAGCUUGGUCUUGGGAUCCCCCUUCCAGACUUAAAGAACUCUGUGACAAACUCCACAACAGCCAAUUUUGAGCCCAGUCUGGACUAUUGUGUGGUGAAAGUCCCUCGUUGGGACUUAAGCAAGUUCCUCAGAGUUAGCACCAAAAUUGGCAGCUCCAUGAAGAGUGUCGGGGAAGUGAUGGCCAUUGGUCGGAGUUUUGAAGAGGCAUUCCAGAAAGCUCUGAGGAUGGUAGAUGAGAAUUGUGUUGGCUUUGACCACACAAUUAAACCAGUGUCUGAACAGGAGCUUCAGAUUCCUACAGAUAAGCGAAUCUUCGUGCUGGCAGCAGCCCUUCAUGCUGGGUAUAGCGUAGACCACCUUUAUGAGCUCACCAAAAUUGACCGCUGGUUCCUUCACAAGAUGCAAAACAUUGUGAACCAUGAGAAGCUUUUGCAAACAUAUAAUCAGGAUGAAAGCCUCAUGCCACCCGAAGUCAUGAGGAAAGCAAAGCAAUUGGGCUUCUCUGACAAGCAGAUUGCCCUUGCUGUGCAGAGCACUGAACUAGCGGUAAGGAAACUGCGGCGUAACUGGAACAUUUUGCCAGUGGUCAAGCAGAUUGACACAGUGGCUGCUGAAUGGCCUGCUCACACCAACUACCUUUAUCUGACCUAUCAUGGCACAGAAUGGGAUCUGUCUUUUGAAGAAUCUCAUGUCAUGGUUAUUGGCUCUGGUGUGUACCGCAUUGGCAGUAGUGUGGAAUUUGACUGGUGUGCUGUGGGCUGCAUCAUGGAGCUUAGAAAGAUGGGUUACAAAACUAUCAUGGUGAACUACAAUCCUGAAACGGUCAGCACAGACUAUGAUAUGUGCAACAGACUAUACUUUGACGAGAUCUCCUUUGAGGUGGUGAUGGACAUCUAUGAGAUGGAAAACCCAGAGGGAAUAAUUCUUUCUAUGGGUGGCCAACUCCCUAACAACAUUGCCAUGUCUCUUCAUAGGCAGCAAUGCCGGAUCCUGGGCACUUCACCAGAAUUUAUUGACUCUGCUGAGAACCGCUUUAAAUUCUCCAGGAUGCUGGACACCAUUGGAAUCAGCCAGCCUCGCUGGAAAGAACUGUCUGAUACAGAGUCUGCCAUGCAUUUCUGUGAGACAGUUGGCUACCCAUGCCUGGUGCGGCCGUCCUAUGUUCUUAGUGGUGCUGCUAUGAAUGUAGCCUACACUGACAGCGACCUGGAGAAAUAUCUGAGCAGUGCUGUGGCUGUCUCCAAAGAGCAUCCUGUUGUUAUCUCCAAAUUCAUUCAGGAGGCCAAGGAGAUUGAUGUUGAUGCUGUGGCCUGUGAUGGUGUGGUCAUUGCAAUAGCCAUUUCCGAGCAUGUAGAAAAUGCUGGCGUCCAUUCCGGUGAUGCCACGCUGGUCACACCUGCUCAGGACAUCAACCAUAAAACCAUGGAACGCAUAAAGUCCAUUGUCCAUGCUAUUGGGCAAGAACUGCAGGUCACAGGGCCGUUUAACCUGCAACUCAUUGCCAAGGAUGACCAGUUGAAGGUGAUCGAGUGCAAUGUGAGAGUCUCUCGCUCCUUCCCGUUUGUGUCCAAGACUUUGGGUGUAGACCUUGUAGCCCUGGCAACUCAGGUUAUCAUGGGAGAGGAAGUGGAACCUGUGGGGCUUAUGAAAGGGAAGGGCGUCGUGGGAGUUAAGGUUCCCCAGUUCUCGUUUUCACGUUUGGCUGGAGCUGAUGUGGUGUUGGGUGUAGAGAUGACUAGCACUGGGGAGGUGGCCUGCUUUGGUGAGAACCGCUAUGAGGCCUACCUAAAAGCCAUGCUCAGCACAGGCUUCAAAAUCCCCAAAAAGAAUGUCCUUCUCUCCAUUGGCAGCUACAAGAAUAAGACUGAACUUCUGCCUACAGUCCAGGCACUGGAAAGUCUAGGCUAUAACCUGUAUGCCAGCCUUGGCACUGCAGACUUCUACACUGAGCAUGGUGUGAAGGUCAUGGCUGUAGACUGGCCAUUUGAGGAAGAGAGUGACAGUCCAAACAAAGACAAACAAAGAAACAUAAUGGAUUACCUGGAGGAGAACCAUUUUGACAUGGUCAUAAAUCUGUCCAUGCGGAACUCGGGUGGGCGACGUUUGUCUUCCUUUGUCACUAAAGGAUACCGUACUCGUCGCAUGGCUGUUGACUACUCUGUGCCCCUCAUCAUUGAUAUUAAGUGCACCAAGCUGUUUGUUCAGGCACUGAGACAGAUUGGUCAAGCUCCACCACUGAAAACUCAUGUUGACAGUAUGACCUCCCAGAAAUUGAUUCGCCUGCCUGGUCUUAUUGAUGUCCAUGUACACUUGCGAGAGCCUGGAGCCACUUACAAGGAAGAUUUUUCCUCGGGUACAGCUGCUGCUCUAGCAGGUGGAAUCACAAUGGUGUGUGUUAUGCCAAACACAAACCCUGCUGUCAUAGACCAAAGCUCUCUUGCCUCAGUCCAGAAGCUGGCAAGGGCUGGAUGUCGCUCUGACUAUGCCCUUUAUGUGGGGGCAGCUUCAGAUAAUGCUGCUGUUCUACCCUUAAUUGCAAAUGAAGCUGUUGGUCUAAAGAUGUAUUUAAAUGACACCUAUUCGACGCUAAAGAUGGAGAAUGUUUCCUUAUGGAUGGAGCACUUUGAGAAGUGGCCAAAGCACCUGCCUAUUGUGGCCCAUGCGGAAAAUCAGACUGUGGCUGCCAUUUUGAUGGUAGCACAGUUGUACCAGAGACCAGUUCACAUCUGCCAUGUUGCCAAGAAGGAGGAGAUCUUGAUCAUCCGAGCUGCAAAGCAGAAGGGUAUCCAGGUGACAUGUGAGGUAGCCCCUCACCAUCUAUUUCUCUGUGAAGACAAUUUAUCUGCUGUUGGGAAUGGUAGAGCUCAAGUGCGACCCAUGCUGGGAACACGAGAAGACAUGGAGUCACUGUGGGAGAAUUUGGACAUCAUUGACUGCUUUGCCACUGAUCACGCUCCUCACUCAGUGAAGGAAAAGGACUCAGAGAAACCUCCCCCUGGUUACCCUGGCCUGGAAACCAUGCUGCCUCUGCUGCUCACCGCUGUCAGUGAAGGACGCCUUACUCUAGAUGAUAUCGUUAAAAGGCUGUACGAGAACCCAGCGCGAAUCUUCUCUCUUCCUGCUCAGGAAAAUACAUAUGUGGAGGUGGACUUGGAGCAAGAGUGGGUCAUUCCAAAGCACAUGCAGUUUACAAAGUCCAAGUGGACACCCUUUGAGGGCAUGAAGGUGAAGGGUAAAGUCAUGAGAGUUGUGCUGAGAGGUGAAGUUGCCUACAUUGACGGAGAGGUAUUGGUACCACCUGGCUAUGGUCAAGAUGUGAAAACAUGGCCAACUCCAGUCUCAAAGAUGAACAAGGAUGUUCUAAAGACUCCUGAGCGUCCCCUACAAGUGACUCCCAGUGAGUCCCUCCGUACUCGAGCCCCAAGCCCUCGCAGAUCAGCUGGAGAUGGGCGCUUAAUUCUCCCACCACGGAUCCACCGUGCCUCUGACCCUGGCUUGCCCCCAGCUGAAGAGGAGAAACCAUUAAGAAGAGCAAAUGAAUCAGAAAUGCCUGCUGCUGCAGAUGCAUACACACACCCUCCUCCUCUUGCCAGGAUCCUGUCUCCUCAGACAGGCCAAGUCCAGGUUGUCUCUCAUCUCCAGCCUUCACCUUUUCUGCACCCUCUUGUGGGCCAGCACAUCCUGUCUGUGCAGCAGUUUACAAAAGAACAGAUGUCUCAUCUAUUUAAUGUGGCUCAUACACUUCGCCUAAUGGUGCAGAAAGAGAGGAGUCUGGACAUAUUGAAGGGAAAGGUCAUGGCCUCCAUGUUUUAUGAGGUGAGCACCCGCACCAGUAGCUCUUUUGCAGCAGCUAUGCAGCGCCUGGGUGGUUCAGUAGUGCACUUCAGUGAGUGCACGUCCUCCACCCAGAAAGGCGAGUCUUUGGGUGACUCUGUACAGACUAUGAGCUGCUAUGCUGAUGUGAUUGUACUGCGCCAUCCAGAACCUGGAGCUGUAGAGAAAGCAGCAAAGCACUGUCGUAGGCCAAUGAUCAAUGCUGGGGAUGGGGUUGGGGAGCAUCCUACACAGGCCCUUCUAGACAUCUUCACCAUUCGAGAGGAGCUGGGUACUGUGAAUGGAAUGACUAUCACCAUGGUGGGUGAUUUAAAGCAUGGCAGGACCGUACAUUCCCUGGCUAGGCUCCUCACUCAGUACCGGAUCACGCUGCGCUAUGUAGCUCCGAAAAACCUAAGCAUGCCUGUUGAGAUAGUUGACUUCGUUGCUUCUAAAGGAAUAAAACAGGAAGAGUUUAACAGCAUUGAAGAGGCCCUCCCUGACACUGAUGUCCUUUACAUGACGAGGAUUCAGAAGGAACGAUUUGUCUCCAAGGAAGAUUACAAAGCAUGUUUUGGUCAGUUUGUCUUGACCCCUCACAUAAUGACCGGAGCCAAGAGGAAAAUGGUGGUCAUGCACCCUCUUCCAAGAGUUAAUGAAAUAAGUGUGGAAGUGGAUACGGAUCCUCGUGCUGCAUACUUCCGACAAGCUGAGAACGGCAUGUACAUCAGGAUGGCACUGCUUGCCACUGUACUUGGCCGGUAAAAUCAAGAAGGGACCAGAUAUGCCAAAGGAUCGUCUUGGUAAAGGGGUAUUCAUGAGUGCUGCUUAGAUACAAUCUUGGUGUAACUUUGUCAUUGUUUUAAAGUUUCAUGGUCUUUUCAGUGCACAAUGUCAUAUUUGUGCUCAUCAUGGUGUAACUGCUUUGCUGCUGUCAGCCCCAUUUCCAACCCCCCCCACCCCCCCACCACCACCACCACCCCCUUUUCGGUGUGGCUCCACUUGCAGCAAAAACACUUUUGUAGUUCUUGUUGCUUUAUUAAUGCCGAUUUCAAUAUUUAGUGUUGCUAUAUGACCACUGUAAUUGUUUAAAAGUGCUGGUAAUAUUUGUUUGUCUGCUUUCGAUUUAUAUUUUUAGACAAUAAAAAUGUAUAAUUUUCA
Molecule: messenger RNA, 7432 nt
Organism: Astyanax mexicanus (Mexican tetra)
Lineage: Eukaryota; Metazoa; Chordata; Actinopteri; Characiformes; Acestrorhamphidae
Gene: cad
Product: carbamoyl-phosphate synthetase 2, aspartate transcarbamylase, and dihydroorotase
Exons: 44
Coding region: 332-7036 (2234 amino acids)
Biological process (GO): UTP biosynthetic process; L-citrulline biosynthetic process; L-glutamine metabolic process
Cellular component (GO): cytoplasm; cytosol
Molecular function (GO): ATP binding; amino acid binding; metal ion binding
Source: RefSeq, a predicted model, not a curated record